AGAUUUGCCAUUAAUCUUUGAUUAAAUCCUUAAACAUUCCACCUUAUCAUUCCCGUUUUGGACGUACUCUUCGGUGUUUGAACCCAGGAAAAUCUACCUAGAAUCCAAAAAAAUACAAGAAAAGUUGGUUUCCUUACUCUUCUGCGGCUCUGCUCUCUUUGAAAAGUCAUCUCUGGAGGUUCCAGGGAUGAAAUAACCACUCCUCUCCUGUAAACGUAGAAAACCCUGUACUGCUUUCUGGCGAAUUGAUUUGAUGUUCUUAAAUCAUCAGGGGUUUCUCGAAAUUUUACUUUUCUGACGGUAGUCGGUUUUUCGGGCUAGUAGGGGCAGGGCAGUUUCAGAACAAUGAGUCAUGGUCGGAGUCAUGGCCCGCUCAAAUCAUCGGUGUUCUUCGCGUACCCAGAGAAGCUGUGUGACAUUUUCGUGCCCCUCGCUCGAAUCGUUCUCCUGGUCUUCAUGGUCAGCUCCAUCUCUAUCGUCCUCUACACUGCCUUUAUUCCACAGUCUCCCUUCAUCCUCUUCAAACCCGUCUUGAACGUGAACACCGGCGGCGAACCCGAUACGGCGCCCACCAACAUCUCCCACAUCCUCUUCGGCAUCGGCGGCUCCGCCGCAACAUGGGAGGCCCGCCGUGUUUACAGUUCCCUCUGGUGGCACCCAACAAUCACGCGUGGCUUCGUCUGGCUCGACUAUAUUCCCCACAAAAACCAAGACCGUAACAGAACAAAUAUCUGGGUGCCACACCGCCUGUCUUCUCCGGAUUGGACCAAGUUCAAGUUCUCGAGCUCCAAAUCGGCCGUUCGGAUCGCCCGAAUCAUCCGAGACAGUUUUAACGAGAAGUUGCCGAACGUGAGGUGGUUCGUGAUGGGAGACGAUGACACGGUGUAUUUUACUGAGAACCUGGUUUCCGUGUUAGCCAAGUACGAUCACCGUCAGAUGUGGUACAUAGGCGGGAACUCAGAAAGCGUGGAGCAAGACACGAUGCACUCGUACGGCAUGGCGUUUGGAGGCGGCGGGUUCGCCUUGAGUUACCCACUGGCGGAGAAACUGGUCAGAAUUUUGGACGGCUGCAUCGACAGGUACUAUUACUUCUACGGCUCUGAUCAAAGGAUCUGGGCAUGCAUUAGCGAGAUCGGCGUGCCACUAACCAUACAUCCCGGCUUCCAUCAGUUUGACAUUAGGGGGAACCCAUAUGGGAUCCUAGCUGGGCACCCGGUGGCUCCAUUGGUCUCGCUCCACCACCUGGAUAUUGUGGAUCAAAUUUUGCCCAACAGGACCCAAAUGGACGCCUUGAAGACCCUGAUAGAAGCAUACCGGGCAGAUCCGCACCGGAUCCUGCAGCAGAGUUUCGCCUAUGAUAUCAAGCGGAAAUGGUCGGUUCUCGUUGCUUGGGGCUACACCAUCCAGAUAUACCCUUUGCUGCUGACACCGUUCGACCUGCAGACACCGCUACAGACGUUCACGACAUGGAGGAGUUGGGGAAAUGGCCCUUUCACCUUCAACACCCGACCCUGGCCCCCAGACCCAUGUAAACAACCGGUUUUAUAUUUCCUGGACCGAGUCGAUGAGGUGGGCAUGGCUGGGACCCGGACCAGUUACAAGAUGGCCCAAACAGAACACAAGUGUAACAGCACAGAGCAUGCCAAUGUAAUGGCAGUGACGCAAAUAACAGUCUCUUCCCUGAAAAUGCCUCCAGAUUACUGGAAAAAGGCACCACAAAGGCAGUGCUGUGAGAUCUUGGAUCAUGGAAAGAUAAAGGAUGGCAGUCUGCGGAUUAGAGUUAGGAAAUGCAGAAAAUGGGAGAGUAUUUCUUUCUAGAGAUAGGCAGACAGGCUACGUAUACAUAGAAGCAAAAAUAUCAUUAACGAGGAUAAACAAAUAUUAAUAAUGUCUAGUUUUUUUCCUGGCAUAAUUUUCGCAAGCAAGAACAAGAGAAAAAGAAACUUUUAGAAAAGGUUCACUCUUUUCCUUUUAAUCAUGCAGAAGUUGAAAAGCAGACAUAUGUAAUUAUGCAAUAGAAUCGUAUGACAGUGCUCUAACUGCAGCACUGCCACAAGAGAAGUUGAAAAGGAGGCAUGUAAUAGAAUCGUAUGAUAGUGCUUUAACUGCAGCACUGGCAAAGGAGAUUGCAUGGCUCAAAUUCAAAUACCUUUAUCUAGAAAAGUAAUUAAUCAAGGGUGAGUGGAAAGUGCCAUUCACCGUGUGGCCCCAAUGGCCAUGCUUCUCCUUGAAAAGCAAAGUGAUGGCAUCCCUUGGAGAUACGAUGUUCGAGUCCCAGGAUUAACAAU
Rubroshorea leprosula is the source of this 2288-nucleotide messenger RNA. The record is from the annotation of a GenBank genome assembly. Lineage: Eukaryota; Viridiplantae; Streptophyta; Magnoliopsida; Malvales; Dipterocarpaceae.